Paramecium tetraurelia is the source of this 693-nucleotide messenger RNA. RefSeq lists its product as uncharacterized. The transcript has a single exon. The record is from RefSeq and is a predicted model, not a curated record. Lineage: Eukaryota; Ciliophora; Oligohymenophorea; Peniculida; Parameciidae.
AUGACAAGAGAUUUGAAUACCUACGAUUGGAGUGAACUAGGAUAUUAAAUUACAGCAUGGGCAGUAUUUCAUUGCUUUAUAAUUUUUUAUGAAUUUGACUAUUUGUUUAAAGGAAAAUCAUAUACUGAAAAAAGAGAGUCUAGAUAUAAAUAUUUUGACAUAAUAUAGUCAAUCAUUGGAAUGAUCUAUUCCUUAUAAAAUUUAGACUCAGGUUUAGAAGUUUUCUUACUUUUUUUUUUUUUAAGCAAUUUGUCUUUAAGCGUAGUUGAAUUAAUUAAAUAAAGAUGUUCAAAUGAGAUAAAAAGCGAUUAUUUUGAAGAAGGAGGAUCGAAAGAAUUUUGUGGUGGUUUGUUUAUGGGAUCCUUAACGGUGGGUAUUUAUUUAAUAGAAAUUAUGAAAAAAUAUAAGUAGGAAUUACAGGAUUAAGAUGAAUUGAAAUUUUAUUUGAUUCUCACAAUUGUUGGGGAAUUUAUACUAGUUGGUUUGUCUUUUUGCCUCAUUUUUAAUCCCAAAUUUACUCAGGCAAGAAAGUGUUCAAAAUAACUUUUAGGAUUUGCUUAUGGCUUCAAUUUUGGAUUUUUCAGUAUUUUUUAUGGAUUUAUCCUUGGCCUAUUUGUAUUUAUUAGUUUGAUUAUUUUAUGUUACAGGAGUGGAAAAUCAAUAUCAACAAGAGUGCAUUCAAUUAAUGAGUGA